GCUCCCUAUAAAACGAGAUCAGGUUUUUGUCUGAUUAAAGUAUCUUCUUGUACCAUCGCGCUAAACUUUUAUUACAAAUUGAACAGGAAAUUUAUUUAGUAAAAUGUAUUUAAAAUAAUCAAAUCGAAUUCGAUUGAGGACAUUUUGCGUUUGAUAUUAAAGUGAGUAUGCGAUUCGGUGUACAUUUUAUUUUGUUUUGCGAAAACAGUUCAGUGAUGUGGAUGUGAUGAUUUUCGAUGGACGGAACGAAGAAAAAAACGCAAAGAAAAUUCGUACAGUCAAAGAAGGGUGUUGUUUUUAAAAUAUAUAAGACGGAAGAAAAAAAUGUACAGAAAACGUUUGUUCUUUGAAUUGUGUUUUUUUUCACUCGCCAAUCGAUGCAAUUGAGUGGACUUUGUGAUAUUCAAAACUAAUUCUAAUAAAAUAAAAUUAAAAUUAAAUUUCAUUAAGUGCUCAGUGGAUAAAUAAAAUACAAAAAAAAAGUUAACAUAAAUUGAAGUAUACGAAAAAAAUAAAUAUAUUUUGGGAUUCUUUGCACAAGUAAAUGGAUAAAUGUAUCCAUUGAAAAUAUUUAAAUAAGUAAGUAAACAAACAACAAAAAAAGCUUUAAUAUUGCAAACACGACGAAAUAAAAUAGACAUGCACAGAAAACGUAUAAUAACGACGAAGUGACGAAAUUAAAAUAUUUCGAAGUGAAUACCAAAUAUAAAAGUGAAAUAAACAAAAAAAUAUUAAGAAAUUUCAUCUCUCAUUACGACAAAUAAUUUCGCGAAAAACAGAUGAAAUAUGACUUUCAAACGAACAAAUAAUAUGCCGGACUCUAACAUUCCACUCUACCAGGGAAAUCCUGUGUAAGAGUUUUCUAUGUGUUGAUCAAUCUACCGUUUCGAAUCAGACGAUAUGGGCACAGCAUGGCCUCAGAAGUAUUAUUCAAUCAACCGACAUGUACGCUACAAUUUCAUCGAUGCCAAUCCAAUAACAAAUUUAAAACCAAUUCAAACACGACAUCACAUUUACUCCGAAAUAAGUGUUUGUUCCAAGACAACAACAGCAAACCGACAACAACAACAGCAACAGCAACAUCAGCAAAAUCAAAUCGAUGCAUUCAAACCAAUGCCGAUUCAAUGGAAUGCAAAGAAACAGAUGUGUCCACCAUCCGACAAAGAUUCCAGAAGCAUCGUUGGAAAUGUGGUAACAAUCGAACGGAAGAGACGUGCGAAUGGUUACGAUCUGGCGUCAUUACACACGAAAUUGGAUUGUUUAAAAAACAGGGAAUAUAUCGAAACGAGUGGCUUAUGGAAAACGAUGAUACAUUCGAACGAAUUAUUGGCAAUGGUUCGACGUUACCAUUUAGCAAUAAAAUAUCCGAACAACAACAAUUCAUAUUCACGAAUAAGCAACAAGAUCAUUUGCAACACAACUCACAACAGCAACAACAACAACAACAACAACAACUAUCCCUACCAACUAAUAGCGAUCAAACCAAAAUCAAUCAACUCGUUUUUAAUACAAAAAUAUUUACCAGAAAUCAAGACAACAUACAAAUUCCUGAAAAUUGCUGCCAAUAUGAUUAUAAAUUUGAUGGCCUUACAUCUAAAUGCGAUGCAAAAAGCUUUUGCUGCCAAAAUGAUAGUUAUGUUUUCAUUUGUAAUUAUGACCGUGUUGAACAUGUUAAUUGUUGCCAAAUCAAUGAUGUGUCCAAGAAAUGUUGCUGCCACCAUACGGGUUUUCGGCCAACGAAUGUCGAUGAUCAAAAUGAAUCCUAUUUACCACAUUUUGUGGAUCAUUGGCGUAGAAAGAGCAUCGUACGAAUCAAUGUCCUGUCGCUGCUCAACGAUUUGCAGAAAUUUGUACGAGCUAUCUUGCCAAUCCUGUUACUAUUCAAUAUGCUUCCAUUAUUAUAUGCAGUGGCGUCCGAUAUCGACGCUUCUGUAGUAAGGGGUCCUCAUCCAGAACCCCAACCAUGGAUUCCAGUUGUUGCAUAUUUGGAGCCUCUGCCGAGGCCAACAAAGGCACCAAAAUGCGAUCAAACGUUUGUGUCUCGAAUUGGUGGGCCACAAAAUGGAACAUUUACCGCACCAUUAUUACAAAAUCCAACGAAUCAUUCAAGACAAUGCCUUUAUAUAUUCCUAGCAGGCCCUGGGCAACGUGUAGAAGUGCAGUUUACAUCAUUUAACUUGAGAGGAUCUCCACCUGAUGGAUCGGCUGUUGGGGAGAUACCAGCCUGUGGUGCUGAAUAUAUGGACAUUUAUGCUGAAGUACAGUCAUCGGACCCAGCUGACCUAAUUAAUUCACCAUUUGGAGGACGCUAUUGUGGACCCAUACCACCACGUCGUCGAAUAUCGUUAUACAGAGCUGUAGCAUUAUCGUUUUUCACCGGCAAAAAUGAAACAUCUACAGAUUUGUUCGGUGGCCGGUAUCAAUUUGUCAAUGCUUCACUAUUCGAAAUUGGUACACCAGUCACUGGAUCAGCGUGUUCAUUUACAAUUACACCACAUAAAAAUAAAUCCGACGUUUUUAUUUCACCAACGUACCCAGGUGCCUAUCCGAAAGAUAUGUCUUGCACAUAUCAGUUCAUUGGAGAAUCAAAUCAACGGGUUCGGCUGGAGUUUCGAGAUUUCGAUUUAUUUUUUGGUGGACCACAUUGCCCAUUUGAUUUUGUUAAAGUAUAUGAUGGUCCGGACAAUACAUCCGCACUAAUCGGCACAUAUUGCGGUCAACAAAGGAAUCUCGUACUCUAUUCAAGUGAAUCAAGCCUUUUAGUACAUUUCUUUACGUUGCAAAGGACAGCGCACACACAGAAUCGUGGCUUCAAAGGAAUUUAUGAAUUUAGUGAGGGUUUUGUUAAGUUAGAUUUUAUACGUGAAAACAAUGGAAUGCAUAUACGAGGUUCUGAAUGCGAUCAAAAAAUUUUAUCGAAAAAAGAAUCCAGUGGUUUGGUGUAUUCACCCAAUUAUCCGUAUCCGUACUUGCCGAAAACUGUAUGCAGGUACUUUGUUUAUGGUAUGCAAGAUGCUCAACAUUUAGAAAGAGUACGUUUAGAAUUUCAAAUGUUUGAGAUACAAAAAGGCGAACACAAAGACAAGGAUAAAGAAACGAAUUGUACCGAUGGCUAUCUGAAAAUCUUCCUAAAAGGUCAAGAGACGCAAGACGCAUACGACAAAUUCGAUUAUGAAUUGUGCGGUUACGAUCUUCCUCCAGCAGUAGUGAGUGAUGGACCUCGGCUGGCUAUGGUUUUUAGUUCGGGAGAGCUUCAAGCAAGAGGCUUUAAGGCAAAAUACACAUUCGAAACCGAAUAUAAAAUACCGGGAACUGCUGCUCCUGACGGUUCUUGUUCAUUCACGUAUCGCAGUACGUCACGAAAGAAAGGUGAAUUUAACAGUCCAAGAUAUCCAUCGAACUACCCUUCCGAAACGAACUGUUCGUAUAUGUUCAUGGCAACACCGAAUGAACAAGUGACUAUCGUUUUCGAUCAUUUCAAAAUAAAGGCAGAUAAUGCCAAUACUACGGGCGGUGCGUACGGGUUGACUGUAUGCGUGGAAGAUUGGUUGGAAAUGUAUGUUAUAUUCCGCGAUGGCAGUGAACGAUUCCUUGGUCGAUAUUGCGGUUUGACUGCACCGGGACCAGUCGAAAGUCCACGUGGUGCAGUCGGUAUACGAAUUCUGUUGCACACUGACCAGGAGAGUGUAGCCAGUGGAUUUAAAGCUCGUUACAUAUUUGAAGUGGCGAAAUCAGUGUUUGGUGAUUGUGGUGGGAAUUUUUCCGGUCAAGAAUCGGGUGUUAUUAUGUCACCAAAUUACCCGGCUAAAUACGACGGUCCUGGUAAGGGUCUUGCGUCUCGAGCAUGUAACUGGUAUUUGAGUGCUCGAAAUGGUUACAAAAUACUGAUGCACUUUGAGUUCUUCCACGUCGAGGGUGAUCCAGAAGGUCGAGGAUGUCCAGCCGCAGUGCUACGUGUGUGGACAGCUCCUGAUACUGAACAAGCUCCAUUUGAACUAUGUGGCGAAAAAGCUGCUGGAUUUAAUUGGCACUAUGUGUCCAUUGGACAAUCUUCUAGAAUAAGUUUCACUACAACCGACAAAACUAUAGGUGCACCGGGAUUCCGAGUGGUGUGGACGGCUGUACAAGAUAUUCAACCGGGACCGCCAUCCUCAAUAACCCAUCACUGUGAAUCGUCUUUUUUAUUCCAGUGUGAAACAUCUGGCUUUUGCAUAGCUGAAAAGCUAAGAUGUGAUAAGGUGAAAAACUGUGGACCUGGUGACGAUUCGGAUGAAAUGCACUGUAUAAUGGAAGCAGUCGAGGAAGAUUACGACGCCCUAAUAAUAUCAAGCCUGGCCGCCGUCUCGUUCCUAAUUUGUCUCCUCUGCACAGUUUGUCACUGCAGAAAAAAACGCAGACAUCAUCGUCAACUGGGUCUGCAUAGAAACGCUCACUACGAUUCAACAACAAGUGCCACAGCAGUUUUAAAUUCAUUCUCAGGUUUAGGUUCGAGCAGACGUCAUCUGCAGGCGGGUGGUAGUUUGUCGGGCAGUUUGCGCGGAAUAAACAGUGACAUUAUGACAAUACCCCGGGCACCGCUACCACCGACCAGCGUUCCACCGGAUCACAUUUGCAUCGGACCGGAUCUGAUGGAUGACGAUGACGAUGAUAAUCAGGAAGAUCUAUUUAUGAAUGGUGAUCGUUUUUCUAGCGGCGAUAGUGUAUAGCAGUGGUAACAAUAUUAUGAAUUUAUAGUAAAAAUUAAAAAUAAAAAAAAUGAUAAAAAAAAUGCAACAAAAAGAAAUGUUAACGAAAAGAACAAAAAAUUUAAAUUUUAUUUUUCCAAUUCAUUCAAAAUGUGUGAUUUAAGAUUAGUUAAAGAAAUUGAUUUUAAAACUCAUAUAAGUUUUUUAAACAAAGAAAAAAAGUCAUUUUUAAACGCGGUCGGUUGUAUAAUGUAGAAAUAAUUUUGUUGUGACAUCAAAAUUUCGUUUAAUGCUAAAAAAAAAACAAAGAGGCGUAUGUGAAAUAAAGUAAUUAAAAAAAAAAAUUGAGUAAAUAAACCCGCAAUAAAUU
Molecule: messenger RNA, 5055 nt
Organism: Bradysia coprophila
Lineage: Eukaryota; Metazoa; Arthropoda; Insecta; Diptera; Sciaridae
Product: CUB and sushi domain-containing protein 3
Cellular component (GO): plasma membrane
Molecular function (GO): protein binding
Source: RefSeq, a predicted model, not a curated record